Messenger RNA from Monomorium pharaonis (pharaoh ant), 4439 nucleotides. RefSeq names its product facilitated trehalose transporter Tret1. The transcript is spliced from 4 exons. The record is from RefSeq and is a predicted model, not a curated record. Bases 2371 to 3771 code for a protein of 466 amino acids. Lineage: Eukaryota; Metazoa; Arthropoda; Insecta; Hymenoptera; Formicidae. Gene Ontology annotation, molecular function: transmembrane transporter activity. Gene Ontology annotation, cellular component: membrane. Gene Ontology annotation, biological process: transmembrane transport.
UCUUUCAGAUGUAUUUCAUUAACAUUAAUACAAAAUUUCAAGAAAGGAAAUGAAGUACUCUAAAAAUAAUUAUUAAGACAAGAAAUUAAUUACUGAUAAUUAUACUAUUACACAAGUGAUCCAAUGCAUAAAAGAGCGACAGACUAAACCGACGCAGUGGUACGAACGGCGAAAAAAGCGGACACAUUCGUAGAAAAUGGUGAAUUUCAAACAUUCAAAAUUGCAUCAAUGGUUAUAGUUAUUAGUUCAAGUAAGGCUUAAAAUUAGUGUUAAUAAUUUUUUAUUUUUUAAUUAAACAAAGUUUUGAUGAUUGAAAGUAAACACCUUUCAUUUACGUAUUAAAAUAUUUUAUUUUAGCUUGUGUUCAAAACUUGUAGACGUAUGUGCAUAAAUCGAUAUUGUCAGCUUUACUAUGAACAAAUACGCAGUCAAGAAUCGGUUUCGACCCCCCAUCAUGACACACGGGCGCCUGACUUCCCUUAUGACGUGACAAAUUUGACCAAUAAGAGUCAUUUUUCUGAGGAUCCGAGCGGGGAUAAUUGCAAUCUUUAAAAGACAUGCAAGCGCUUGUUACGUCAUUCGGCUUAUUCUUUCUGCAGAGAUCCCUUACGAGAGGGGCGACUGCCCGUGCAUAUCCAUACUUGCUGCACGUUAGAGUGAUACGAGAGCGGUACAGUGUGGAUCCGAGACUUGUGAAAAGUGGCCGUGCGUUUCUAUACUUGAUUCAUACUCGAUCAAGGUUUCUUCCUGCGCUAUUCGAUCUGGCACUGGCCCGAGUACAGUAUUCUUGCCGCUAGCAUCACUAACGAGUAAUCUCGGCCUCAGAAAUCACGGCUUGCUGAGAUAAGAGUGUCAGGUAUUCAACGCCUCUGUACAGUGUCGUAACUAGGGCGGUACCGUCGAUGCCCCCGCACCGGGUGCAAGCUUUAGGGGGGCGCAGUCAAGAUGAUAAAAUUAAAAAAAAUUUGAAAAAAAUUAAAAAUUAAAAAAAAAAUUGAUGAAAUAAGAUUUUUAAAUACUUCAAAAGUGAUAUAUGACAUGUCAACAUUUUUUUGAAAUUCAAAAUUUGAUUUUCAAACUCAAAUAUCCAACUCAGGGGCUCUUAUUUUCUUACAUUUUUUCUACAUAUUGCGUCAUUUACCAUGGCAUUGCUUUUUUUCAUUCUUCACGAGUUAUGCAAAGCUUAUGCAGUUUAUUACAUAACAUUGAUGUGUGAGUACAUAUGGUAAUUCAAUGUGCAUAUGCGUCACAAGUUACCAAAGUAUUGUGUCAUGCUUACAAUUCUAUAGACUGUAACUUUGUUUAAGUCACAAAUAAGUGCACUAUACUUUAAUCCAUGUACUUAUUCCAGCGAUACAUAACUCAUUUAUUUUGUUAUUACUUUAUCUCAUAUUACUUAUUUUGCGUAAUUACAUAAUAUUAUUAAUUUUAUUUACCGAGUAAUUUACAUGGGCUUUUAACGUCCUAUAGCUUAUUUGAUUUAACACUACGCGUUGAAUAAGUAUUAAUCUCUAGUUUAGUCAUAAAUAUUUAUUAUGUGAUACAAUCUUUAUCCCUAUUAUUUUUUGUGUCUAGCUAUUAAUCCAUUGAACAGAUCGAAUAGUGCAGGAAGAAACCUUGAUCGAGUAUGAAUCAAGUAUAGAAACGCACGGCCAUUCCUCGCAAGUCUCGAAUCCACACUGUAUCGCUCUCGUAUCACUCUACGAGCGAUUAAUUAUUUAACCGAGAUAGAUUUUAUUUAUGCGUUGCAUCCUUUGCAAUUUAAAUGCGUUGUAUGCUUUGAAACUUAAUUAUUCUAUGUACAGAAAGUUGUUUUGCGAUAGUCUAUCUUUGGCAAGUUAUUGUUCUUUGUUUAUGGGAUUAUUUUAUUUUAACCAGUUUGUAUUCUGCCUUCUUGCUUUAUAUCUAUACAUUUUAUUGAUAUUUGUUUACUUAUUCUCAUUUAUAUUAAUAUUAUAACAGAUUCACUUUUUGUGUCUACUUUAUUUGAUUUAUUCGCCGCCUUUCAUUUUCGCCUCUUUCUUGAUUCUGCAUACUAGCGUCUUUAUUAAACAGCUUGAUUUCAAAUAAAUGCCAUAAACACAAUUAUUGUCCAAUUUAAAAAAAACUAAAGAUUAUUUUAAAGAAGAACAUGUAUGGAAUAUGAAAAGAAAAAUUUUUACACACAGUUUUAAUAUUUAAACAAUAUUAAUAUUUAAAUUUAUUUGUUGAACGGAAAAUGUCGAAAAUUCGAACAUAAUCUAAAUUAGAAGUCAAAUAUAUGAAUGGUGCCAACUGCCAACUCGUGCCAGAAAGUUCUACACAAAUACUUGUUCAAUGAGUAUCUGACUUGUGCUAUGAGAACGCAGGAACGCAAGUAAUUUCGUCACGAUGGGUACUGAUGCCAAGAAAGGAAGAUACACGACGCCAGGGGGCUCGAAGACAUGGGAGUAUCUGGCUAUCUUUAAUUGUUCAAUUAUAAGCUUGUGCAUUGGAGCGAUCGUAGGAUGGGACUCGCCGAGCAUCGUGAAGCUAAUGGCGUCGGACUCGUCGAUUCCGGUUACCGUCUCUAACGUUUCCACCCUCGUAGCCAUGGUUGCCAUCGGUCACAUAUUGGGACCGAUAAUCAAUCGACUCAUAGUCGAUAGGAUAGGCCGAAGAAAGGCUAUCAUGUUCAGUGGAAUAACGUCAAUCGUCUGUUGGGGCCUGAUUGCAAUCGCUACGAGUAUCUGGGUUCUCUACGUGGCCAGACUCAUGGGCGGUCUGUGUUUAGGCCAAUUCAUGUGCGUAUUCACAAUGUACAUCGGGGAAAUUGCGUCGCCGAGCACUCGAGGCGCCGGAGGAGCCGCGAGCAUGAUCAUGUUCAACCUCGGUAUUCUCAUGAUGUUCACCAUCGCACCGUACCUGUCGAUAUCGACAGCGGCGGUGAUCUGGUUGACCGUGUCCAUUGGUUUCACGAUCGCUUUCUGGUUCAUGCCGGAGUCGCCGUACUACUUAGUCAUGACGGAGAAAACGGACGAGGCGGAGGCGGCGUUGGAGAAGUUGCGCGGCAAGAUGGACGUCUCGGAAGAGUUGCGGGCGAUCGUCACGUCGAUAUCUAACGAAAAACAGCACCAAAAGACCAGUAGUGUCAGGAGGCUGAUGACUGCACACGCCAGUCGUCGUGCCUUCAUCAUCAUCAAUUUGAUCACGGUCACCCAUCAGAUUGGGGGCUUCUUUAUGCUGAUCAUAUAUGGCCAGCUGCUCUUCAAGUCCGCUCAGCUUCAGAUGAUCUCCGAACACACGGCCAAUAUCAUAAUCGGCGUGGUGCAGGUGGCCUCUGCGACAAUCACGAUCUUCCUGGUCGACAAGCUGGGCCGCAAGCCACUGAUACUCUUCUCCGGCUUAACUGCCGCCACGUCAAACCUCGUGAUCGGCGUCUUCUUUUAUGCGAAGGACUACCUGGACGUGGACGUGUCCGCGUAUUCAGGGGCGCUGCUAAUUUCAGCGGUGCUGCUGGUGUUCGCCUUCAAUUGCGGCCUGCUGCCCAUGCAAAUGAUUCUGAUGUCCGAAAUGUUCGCCACCGAAGUCAAGGCACUCGCCACGUGUCUUCUGGCUACCACCAGCGGCUGCUUCGCCGUGAUAGCGGCGAAGGCUUACAUUCUAGUGGCCGUCACGUGGAACUACGGCCACUCGGUGCCUUACCUUGCAUUCUUCGUGAUCGUGACGGUAUGUACCGCUCUGAUUCUCCGCCUCGCGCCCGAGACGAAAGGCAAGACCUUUGUGCAGAUACAAAAGGAGCUGAACGAUUGAAGCGGCGGAUCGAAGGACGAAGAAUCGGCGCUUCCGGUUCGACCCGUAGGAGGAUCCUCUAUUGAAUACCGAGAGAGCAUAUUGCCUCUCGUAAAUUGUGCGUCUUAAAGAAAGAUAAUUUCGUACUGCGAGAGAUCUCAACGCGAAAAUCUCUAUCUCUACCCUUCGACGUUCGCUCUCAACGGGGAUCGACAGGAAGGAGGAAAUUGAAAAUUGCAGGUGGAAAGUCGAAGGAGAUGACCCUUCAAGAUGCACGAGCGAGCGAAUUUUUGGGCGGCCACGUUGAAAUUGCUCGCGACAUUGAUGCACGUGAUAGGAGUGAUAGUUUAUGCGGUGUCUCGAGACUCGCCGGAAGUAUACUACGCCGUAUCGAUUUGUCGAUGCCACGGCGACUAUGUCGUUUAUAUCUCGCCCCGGAGAAAUUAUAUAUUCACAGAUGUACAAACGAUGUCGGAUGAUAGCCCAAUAAAGAAAUGCCAGCAAUCAAGAUGCCAGAGAUCCGCUCACAUUAUGCGUUAUUCCAUACUGUACGGUUGAAUUGAUUUGAAAUUGAAAUAAUGAAAAAUUAUUUGACGUUAAGUUUAACGCAUGUUUAAAACGGCCCUCUUAAAUUUUUAUGUUAAUUUAAUAAGAUAAAUAUAUGUUAGAAAGUGAUACAAAAAUUACAU